Molecule: messenger RNA, 483 nt
Organism: Drosophila eugracilis
Lineage: Eukaryota; Metazoa; Arthropoda; Insecta; Diptera; Drosophilidae
Product: protein Turandot Z
Exons: 2
Coding region: 5-457 (150 amino acids)
Biological process (GO): immune system process
Source: RefSeq, a predicted model, not a curated record
UAAAAUGUAUCUUGCCAUCCGCUUAAGUUUUGUUCUGGCCCUGAUGUUGUGCCUUGCGGGCAAAGGAAAAGCCGGAAUGAUUGAUGCAGAUCGCAACCGGAUUCAGCAACUCCAGGUUAUGAGUCGUCAAACCACUGAUGUCGAUACCCAGGUGCGGCUUGCCUAUGAAGCCAUUGGUAUUUUCAAUAAAUACAAGGGACAGAGUGGAUCGCAUAACGCAAGAGAGGCCCAGUUAAAUACACAAGUCCAAGAUUUCAAACGGAAGACAAUGGUCGUAGAUGGUGUGCCAGCUCAAGGAGGAGUUUGGGACACCUUGAAGACGGCUGCUGGAAGCGUUCCUGAUAAUGUCAAGCGAGAUGCCCAGAACUUGCUCAAGAGUUCUUCAAAGGCCUUAGUGGAGGGUAUAACAAACUAUCUCGUAAAUACUGUUUUAUCCAAAAUUGGCCUUACAGUGUAAAAUGCUAGACAAAUAUACAAAAAAUU